Athalia rosae (coleseed sawfly) is the source of this 951-nucleotide messenger RNA. RefSeq lists its product as uncharacterized. The record is from RefSeq and is a predicted model, not a curated record. The transcript has 4 exons. The coding region runs from base 439 to 951 and encodes 170 amino acids. Lineage: Eukaryota; Metazoa; Arthropoda; Insecta; Hymenoptera; Athaliidae.
GAUGAAGGUAUGUGGAUUGGAAUUGUAAGAGUUUAAUCAUAAUCAAAAAUCAAUUGUAGUUCAACCAAAAUCCUUAUGUUGUGCUGCACCUGCUAAUGCCAUACAUAUGCAUAAGUAGAUUAAUAAAUAUCCAAUCAUUGUUACACUGCCAAGCUAGAUGAGUCCCAAGAGCAAACAGGAAGAGUAGGUUGCCCCAAAUGCAGAGGAGAUGGUAAUGAAACUUCUGCAACACACAUUCAAGAUCUGUGUCCUGCAGAUCGAAAGAAAAUCACACAACUCAUUUCUGAACUUGCAAGAUGCACGCAAGAAAAACAUAGAGUAGCAGCUGACCUUGCAGUCAGUACGGCGGAGAAUGAAGCCUUACGGAAUCAGUACCAACUAUUGAACAAUCAGUACGAAGAUGAUAAAAACAAGUUAAGAUCGCAGCUAUCACAUAAAAUGACUGAAAUGAGCAAGCUUAAACUACAGACGUCCCAUUCGUUAAAACUUCUAACAGAACAAAUAAUGGCGUUGGAAAAUCAGUCCACGAGAUUAAUUGAAACUGUCAAAGAUUUGCUCAAUGACAAGAUAUUCCUGGAAGAUGCAUUAGUCAAGCAACAAAUGAAAACACAAAUCCUUGAAGCUAAAAUAGAUAAAAUAAAAAAAAGCGAUGAUAUAGAGAAGCUACUGUUCGAGAAUCAGCUAAUGAAAAAUCAAUGUCCUCAAAAGUGCGAUAGAGACUGUCAAACUGAAAAGGCACAUUUACAUGCUACAGAAGCAGGACCCAGAUUGAACAUGUUUGAUGUAAAUUCAGAGUCACUUGGACCUUUGAGAAAUACCCAGGUGAAAAGCAAACAUGAUUUAGAUGAACCUACCUUAGAAGGGAUACUAUUACGAGAACUCUUUUUCAAACAUCCAAGCAUAGACGAAAACGAAGGAUUGGUUCUGUUUCCGAGAUUGCCAAGGCACUGA